Eremothecium cymbalariae DBVPG#7215 is the source of this 1578-nucleotide messenger RNA. RefSeq names its product glucan exo-1,3-beta-glucosidase (gene EXG2). NCBI's taxonomy places the organism in Eukaryota, Fungi, Ascomycota, Saccharomycetes, Saccharomycetales, Saccharomycetaceae. Gene Ontology annotation, biological process: glucan catabolic process. The transcript has a single exon. Gene Ontology annotation, cellular component: cell surface; extracellular region. The record is from RefSeq and is a predicted model, not a curated record. Bases 1 to 1578 code for a protein of 525 amino acids. Gene Ontology annotation, molecular function: glucan exo-1,3-beta-glucosidase activity.
AUGAAGGGCAGAAGUUUUCUAGCCAUUGUUUUAGCCAUGGCUAUUACAGUUCUCGCCAAAAUGACAGAAGCGAGAACUUUAAAUUCGAGCAUCGGUACACAUCAAUCAAAGAUAAAUAGCACAAGCCAUUUGCAGUUUGACAAAAUUAAGGGUGUAUCCGUUGGUGGAUGGUUAGUGACAGAGCCGUUUAUAUCGCCUUCGCUUUUUUGGUCGGCUAUUCAUUGGUCUCAAGGCAGUGCGAGAUCAAAUGUCAGUAUUGUUGAUGAAUAUACCUUGUGCCAGGUCUUGGGCCAGGAAAGAGCAAGAGUGUUAUUGCUGCAACAUUAUAAAACCUGGAUAACAAGGAAUGAUAUCCAGGAAAUAAAGAGACACGGGUUCAAUCUUGUUCGGAUUCCUAUUGGGUAUUGGGCGUGGAAGAAGCAAGGCACCGUUGAUCAAUAUGUUAACAACAUUACAUUUUAUGACCCUUAUGUUGGUGGCCUACAGUUAGACUACUUCGAAAACGCACUAAGGUGGUGUAAAGAAGCUGGACUAAAGGCCUGGAUAGAUUUACACACGGCACCCGGAUCGCAAAACGGUUUCGAUAACUCUGGACAGCGUCUCCUAAACGAGGACUUGGGUUGGUUGGCAAAGAACACCACAAAAGAGCUAACGCACGCAAUACUAAGAAAUAUCUUCGAUGAGUACGUAGACGGCAAAUGGAAGGAUGUCAUAGUUGGUGUAGAAAUUAUCAACGAGCCCAUGGGCCAUAUUCUUGGCAUUGAAAACGUCAUAGAAUUUUAUAAUGAAACCAUCAAUGACUACCUAGACACAGGAAAGAAAACACCAUUGGUCAUACAAGAAGCCUUCCAAGAUGUCGGUUUUUGGAACGAUUACUGGAAUGACACUAAACUGACAAUAUAUGUUGACCAUCACCACUACGAGGUAUUCUCCUACGACCAGCUUUUGAACGAUCAAUUCACCAGGUUGACGAACAUCAUGGAGUAUGGAGAGGCCCUAGAGAAGGAACAGAGCGCCCACGGUUCUAUCGUGGGCGAAUGGUCCGGAGCAAUUACAGACUGCGCGACCUGGUUAAACGGGCUUGGCAUCGGUGCAAGGUACGACGGAACCUACUACAAGACUGUCAAUUCCAGUCGCGAGCAUAGAUACAUCUUGGGCGCUUGCCAAUCCCAUAAAGACAUAUCGUUAUGGGAUAGGGAGUACAAAAUGCAGGUCCGCCAAUUCAUCGAGGCCCAACUAACAUCCUUCUCAGCGAAUAGCAAAGGCUGGAUAUUCUGGAACUGGAAAACUGAAAGCGCGCCGGAAUGGGACUACUUGAAACUUGUCACCCAUGGCGUAUUUCCUCACCCCUUCGACAACUUGACUUAUUUCAACUCCGAUGGCAGCAUGGGCACCGUCCUAACCAGCUCUCUUGAAAGUUCCAGAAACAACAGAAUAAAAUACAACGCCCAUGCAAGCAGCUCCGCAGCUCUGGGACCGACCGGUAUAGCCUUCAACGCUAUAAAAUUGCUGAUGCAAACCGCCUCCAAAUUUGUGACUGUUCUGCUUUUCGUCGUCACGGCACUGGUAGCGUUCUAA